Molecule: messenger RNA, 915 nt
Organism: Didymodactylos carnosus
Lineage: Eukaryota; Metazoa; Rotifera; Eurotatoria; Philodinida; Philodinidae
Source: the annotation of a GenBank genome assembly
AUGUCGAGUACUCCUUCCAUUCUCGUCUUGAAUGCCACAAGUACAGUUGGCAGCAAAAUUGUUGCUGUGCUCAAUGGAACUAAUCACUUCAACGUCAAAGCUGCCACACGUUCUCCACAAUCGAAUAAAGCCAAAGAACUUCGGAAAUUGAAUCCAAACGUGAUCAUUGUACAAUUAGUAGCGGAUGACGAUUCAAGCAUUGCUGCAGCUUUAGAAGGUGUAACACGAUUAUUCAUCAUCACGCCUUUAUCACCCUCAGAUACUAACUUCAUCACUCGCAUAUUAGCAAUUGGCCGAUCAUUUUUGGAUUUAGCUGUGUAUUUAAGUGCCGAGAGUGCUAGUCAAGAUUUUGCUAUCUAUCAUAGAGCCAAUGAGAAGGCAGUGCAAGUAUCUGGAGUAUCUCAUAUUAUACUAAGACCAACAUCAUUCAUGGAUAACACAUUUGACAGUCAAACACCGUUGUUUCGCAUUGAGAACAACACCAUGACAUUAUUCAUGGGUGAAACUAAGAUGGCACAUAUCGAUACACGUGAUGUUGCUGAAGUUGGAGCUAAAUUUCUUACAAUGGUCACAAAUGAAUUAAAACCUUAUUUAAAUCAAGUUUACGUAAUGCGUGGUUCACAGUCGGUGGAUUGUAAGCAAAUAUGCCAUAUUUUAUCUCAGCAUCUCUUACAACAAAUUCGCUAUUUAAACGUCAGUGAAGACGAUUUUCGUUCAUUGUCGAUCAAGCGUGGUUUUUCACCCGACGUGAUUGAUCAUUUUACUCAACUAGGUAAAUAUUUCGCUAGUGGAAAGUCAGCUGAUCCGACACCAACAACAGAACAAAUACUGGGCAAAUCAGCACGAAAUUGGAAUGAUUUUAUGGAGACGAACAAAGAAAAAUUUACCGCAGUUGUAAAGCCUGAAAAAUCAUAG